AUGACGAAGCAUCUGUUGUGGAACUUCUCCAAAGUCGUCUUAUGCUGGGCUUUAGUGGACGCGCAGGCAGGCUCGGACGGGGGCAUCACUGCACAGGAACAGAUGUACCUCCUGUAUGAAGUAAAGCUCCAGUGUCAUCAGAAUGUCUCCACUCACAACCCUGCAGAUGACAUUUGUCCUCCCGGGUGGGACGGCUUGAUCUGCUGGCCACAGGGUUCACCUGGAGCAGUCACCAAGGUUCCCUGCCCCAGCUACAUCUAUGACUUCAAUCAUAAAGGCCACGCAUACAGAAAGUGUGACAUCAAUGGCUCCUGGGUCUUUGUUGAAAGCCUGAACCGGACCUGGGCAAAUUAUUCUGAUUGCUUGAGGUUUCUUCAGCCCAACGGCCAGGAGGGGGGCAAACAGGACUUCUUUGAACGGCUGUAUAUCAUGUACACUGUGGGAUAUGCGGUAUCCUUUAGCUCCCUGCUGGUGGCCAUCUUCAUCAUUGGGUACUUCAGGCGACUGCACUGCACCAGGAACUACAUCCACAUGCACCUGUUUGUGUCGUUCAUGCUGCGGGCAGUCAGCAUCUUCGUCAAGGACAGGGUGGUCCACGCCAACGUGGGGCUGCAGGAGUUUGACGCGGCACUCAUGGACAACUUCAAAACCAUCUCCGUUGCACCACUGGACAAGUCCCAGUAUAUCGGGUGCAAGAUCACAGUGCUGCUCUUUAUCUACUUCCUGGCGACCAACUAUUACUGGAUCCUGGUGGAGGGACUGUAUCUUCACAGCCUCAUUUUCAUGGCCUUCCUCUCUGACAACAAAUACUUGUGGGGCUUCACCCUGAUUGGCUGGGGUGUUCCAGCUCUCUUCGUUGCUGCCUGGGCCGUUGUCCGGGCAACACUAGCAGAUGCCAGAUGCUGGGAGUUAAGUGCAGGCAACAUUAAGUGGAUAUAUCAGGUUCCCAUUCUAACAGCCAUUGGGCUGAACUUCAUCUUGUUUGUAAAUAUCGUACGAGUGCUGGCAACAAAGAUCCGGGAGACGAACGCAGGACGUUAUGACACCAGGAAGCAGUACAGAAAGCUGGCCAAGUCCACCCUGGUGCUGGUCCUGGUGUUUGGAGUGCACUACAUCGUGUUUGUGGGAAUGCCACACACCUUCAAGGGCAUGGGCUGGGAAGUGAGAAUGUACUGUGAGCUCUUCUUCAACUCCUUCCAGGGCUUCUUCGUCUCCAUCAUCUACUGCUACUGCAAUGGAGAAGUCCAGACGGAGAUCAAAAAGACGUGGACGCGCUGGAACCUGGCUUUCGACUGGAAGGGCCCUGUGGUCUGCGGCAGCUACCGCUACGGCUCAGUGCUCACCAACCUCAACAACAGCACCAGCAGCCAAUCGCAGCUGGCUGGCGCCUCGCGCACCACCGCCCUCUUCUCCAGCCGGGUGUACCGCAGCAGCGGCGGGCGGGCGGUCAGCACUCACACCACCCUGCCCGGCUACGUCCUCAGCAACUCGGAUGCAGACAGCCUGCCACACUCCAUCCCGGAGGAGAGAGACGAGAGUGCGAAGCAACUGGAUGACAUCUCACUCAAGGAGUCCCCGCCCAUAGUCAGUAGCAGUCCGGGAGAGGACAACGAGGAGGCACUCUAG
Megalops cyprinoides (Indo-Pacific tarpon) is the source of this 1626-nucleotide messenger RNA. RefSeq names its product parathyroid hormone 2 receptor a (gene pth2ra). Gene Ontology annotation, cellular component: plasma membrane. Gene Ontology annotation, biological process: adenylate cyclase-modulating G protein-coupled receptor signaling pathway; cell surface receptor signaling pathway. NCBI's taxonomy places the organism in Eukaryota, Metazoa, Chordata, Actinopteri, Elopiformes, Megalopidae. The coding region runs from base 1 to 1626 and encodes 541 amino acids. Gene Ontology annotation, molecular function: G protein-coupled peptide receptor activity; parathyroid hormone receptor activity; peptide hormone binding. The record is from RefSeq and is a predicted model, not a curated record. The transcript is spliced from 13 exons.